Molecule: messenger RNA, 2306 nt
Organism: Gadus morhua (Atlantic cod)
Lineage: Eukaryota; Metazoa; Chordata; Actinopteri; Gadiformes; Gadidae
Product: homeobox protein Hox-A9b-like
Exons: 2
Coding region: 275-1039 (254 amino acids)
Biological process (GO): embryonic skeletal system morphogenesis; regulation of transcription by RNA polymerase II; anterior/posterior pattern specification
Cellular component (GO): nucleus
Molecular function (GO): DNA-binding transcription factor activity, RNA polymerase II-specific; RNA polymerase II cis-regulatory region sequence-specific DNA binding
Source: RefSeq, a predicted model, not a curated record
CAGAGAGGAUCUUGACCCAAAUUAUACAGUUUAUUGGUUAUAAAACGAAGCAUCCUUCCAAUAAAGGCGUAUGGUUUAGCUCUUUAAAUAUUGUCGGGGAAGGCUGGCCGUGGUGGAGCUGAUUUAUCCUCUGUGUUGUGUCCCACGGUCACGUGCCCGCGCGUCCUAUCCCGUCCAUGGCGAGCUGCAUUCUCCUGCCCGGCUCCUGCACAGGAGGCUACAAUGAGGCCGUUUUUUUAAAACAUUUAAGGGAUUGAAACGUUGUGGUGUUGUCAUGUCGACAUUGGGUACGAGCUAUUAUUUGGACUCACGGAUCCACCCCGAGCAGGAGGAGAUGCCCCCCAUGUAUUCGUCUGUAGUCGGGGUGGAACAGGGGGGACAGACGAUGCUCGGUGAAUAUGGCGAACAAGAAACCUUUCCUUUCCAGGCGAAAUCUUCUAUUUUUGGCGGAUCUUGGAAUCCUAUCUCGAGCCACCCUUCAACCACGACCAACCCGACAUACAUGCAUCAUCAUUACACAAUGGGUGAAUCCGAUGGCAUGUUUGCGCGCACUUGGGCGUUGGAUCCUGUUUCUGCUUCCAUGUGUUUAAAUGGUUUACCAUCAACGACCAUGCAUUAUGAUAUCAAAUCCGAGCCUUUAUUCGGCGGUGGCCACAGCACAACUUUGGAGAGCCGUACACCUCGUGUGUCGAGCAGUGGGAAGGCGCCGUCCAUCCCGGAGAUGGCCGGUGAUCCUCCUCCUCUGAAGCCCGUCGAGGAGAGCACGUCAGCAGAAGAAAGAAAGAGAGUCACAGACGCAAACGACCCCUCAUCCAAUUGGCUUCACGCCAAAUCCACCAGGAAAAAACGGUGUCCAUAUACCAAACAUCAGAUUCUGGAAUUGGAAAAGGAAUUUCUGUUUAACAUGUACCUCCCACGGGAUCGUAGAUAUGAAGUUGCAAGACAGUUGAAUUUGACCGAGAGACAGGUCAAAAUCUGGUUUCAGAACCGCAGGAUGAAAAUGAAGAAAGGCAGCAAAGACCAGCGGAGAGACAAUUAAAUAUGAUUAUUAAUAUGAUGAUCAUCUGGAGUUGGGAUUACAAAAGAGUAACAUUACUAUUUAAUUUCCUUGAAAUUGUAUGUGUUGUUGAAACGUCUGUGUUGUUAUAAAAUAGGCCUACCUAAAUAGUUUAUAUGAUGUUGAAUGUUUGAUAUUAUUAGAGGUUAUUGUAUCUCUAGAUGUAGAUGUUGAAACUAACUGGUCCAUUUGAAUAAUUAUUUCCUGCAUGAAAUUUAGCUUAAAGCGUACGUUCAAUUGUUUGUGAUGUUAUUGCAUUGAAUAGGCCUAUAUGAAUGUAUUUUAACUAAGUACGAAUUUAUUAUUGCAUUUCAAAUUCUUACUUUUUUUAUUUCAAGUUAAUUUGCAUUUGUACACAUUUAACAACACUAUGCACACUGAAAAUACCUCGCCGUAAAGUCUUACCAAUAAAUAACCUACUGUUUAUAUGACUCCCAAUAUUUGUACAAACUAUUUCUUAUAGGCUAAUGAUAUUUUGUAUGUCUCUUAGAGAAAACACCACAUUUAGGAUCAUGACAUUAGGAUAUAACUUGACCGAACAAAACAUAGGCCUAUGCAAAAUAAUCUUACAAUAUGAUCUAUGAAAACACAAAAGUAGGCGUAAAUAGAGUGUGUAUAUAGGCCUGUAGCAUAGUAUAGCAUAGUAUAGCCUAUAAUUAAUCAAACAAGUAAGUAAACAUGAGUUGCAAUAAUGUGGACAUCAAACACCAUUGGUUGGUUUAAUAUGUGACCUUGGGCUGCGUCAAUAAUGACUAUUUUUGUGAAACAUUAUUAGGGAUUUGAUAUCCUCAACGGCAAUAUUGCACAUAAUCGUUUCCGCUAGUGCUCAAUAAAACAGAAUCCAUUUUUUAAGUACUGCUGGAAACACAGGGGAGUUCAGGGUGUGAAUGUCCACGCUCUUCCUACUGGCUGUUUGCAUGGCUCUUUUGAAUUAUAAACACAACAAUCUGCUGCCGGACAGCCCGUUUAAGGCCGCGGCUAGAUUGGAUUCUAUAAUGCCUUAUAAGGUGUGACGACGGUAAUGGAUAGAGUAGUUUUGUUGUUUCAGUAUCAUAGGGGAACAAGCUUAAUAGAGAGAAUCUAUUUUUUUGUUUGUUUUGUUUUGUUUAAUUAAUUUAUUUUAUUUCUGAAUAGAAUUCAGGAAUGUGUUAAAGGUGCCAUGACAUACUAGUUUAGGGAUGCUUUAAUAGCCUAUAGGUAUUAGUUGGCCAUUUACACAGUAUUCAAAGACGUUCCCGAAAUUCAGCAG